Messenger RNA from Cucurbita pepo subsp. pepo (vegetable marrow), 509 nucleotides. NCBI's taxonomy places the organism in Eukaryota, Viridiplantae, Streptophyta, Magnoliopsida, Cucurbitales, Cucurbitaceae. The record is from RefSeq and is a predicted model, not a curated record.
AAUUUUGUGUUUUCUUUGAAGGGAUAGUGCCGAAUUCAUCACCGAAGCUCGAGGACUUUCUCGGCGGUGCAACAAUGGCGGACAGGGAACAUUCAUUGGACCUUCAAAAUCAAGAACAUCACCACAUUUUGAUUCAAAAUUCCCAUCCUUACUACUCUGCUUUGGUUCCUUCCGACCCACAAAUUCUUCCAAUCGACGAAAACGAACUCCGUUCCCUUAGAAACUGGGUCUCUCCUCCCUACUACGCCGCCACUCCCCAUAAUACUCUGGAGCAGCAUAUUACCGGCAGUGGCGGUGGUUCUGCCUCCAUUGCCGGAAUGAGCUCCGGGGAACUCCAGUCAUUGAGCUUAUCCAUGAGUCCAGGUUCUCAAUCAACCUCGUUCUCUGCUCCCGGUCAGAUAUCUUCCACCGCCGCCGUGGAAACAAAGAAACGAGGCCCUGGGAAACUCUGCCACAAACAACCCGUUCACCGCAAAUCCAUUGAUACUUUUGGCCAACGAACCUCCCAA